Messenger RNA from Maylandia zebra (zebra mbuna), 1482 nucleotides. It is a transcript of the gene stmnd1, whose product is annotated as stathmin domain containing 1. Lineage: Eukaryota; Metazoa; Chordata; Actinopteri; Cichliformes; Cichlidae. The record is from RefSeq and is a predicted model, not a curated record.
UUUGUCAUACGAGUUCAUUUAAGGACGAUGCAAGCACAAAUUUGAUCAGAAAUGAACGAAUUUGAUCAUUGUACGUAGACUUUGCAGUAUCACCUCUUUGACCAGGUCAGAUUUAUUGUAGCAACGGCCCCUAGCAACGCACGGGACCCAUGGAGACUGCAGUGUCUGAGUGAAGGAAUGCAAAUCUACAACAGUCGAUAACACAUAGACAACAACAAGAAAUCCAGAAAACAAAACACAGCUGGUGGUUUAUGAAUUUCAAGGAUUGACUUCACAUCGUUGCUUUAAGGUGAAAAUGGGAUGCAUGAACUCCACGAUCACCGCGGUCCAAACGCUGACAGUGAAUGGAGACGAGGAUGACACAGGAAGUAAGGUCAGCGGUCGUGGAGACUCAGCUGUGUCAAAGGGCACAGCAGACAGCGGGGUGGUGAUGGAGAACAGAGAAAUACCUGGUGACAUACCUGGAGCAGUGCCCCGAACACUCCCUCUUCUAACAUCAGAGAGCAUCAGAGAAAACGUACUUCUGUGGGAUAAUGAAAUAACUGAACGCCAGAAGUCCCACAAGAUCCUGGAGGAACUGCUGAAUCAGGGCAUCAUCCCAAAGGAACAGCACAGAGAAAAGAGCAGCAGGGUUGGAGAAGCUUACAGCAUCAUGCUGGACGACAAUGAAGGUGCCUGGCGCAGGCCUCCUGCCAGACUGGAGUCUCUGAAGGUGAAGAAAGCUCAGAAGCUACACACCAGAGAAGAGUUUGAAGAGAAGAUCCGGCUGGCUGAAGAGAGACGCAAGUUAAAAGAAGAUAAGCUCAAGAUGCGUUUAAGGAGCAAGUCUGCACGUGUCCGUGUCCCCGCCAUCAUCUCCAGCACCGAGAAAGACAAAGACAUGUCCAUCACCCCUGUGGAGACGCUAGCGGCACCACAUCCCAGCCAGGUGAUGCGUGAGGCUGCAGAGGGAGGAGAGUGGGUGAGAGAGGAUGGAGAUGGCAAAAGGGAGUGCGAGGAAGAGGCGAAGAAGGCAGGGAAGAGAGAAAGGAGAGAGGAGGGAGGAGAUCACCGAGGGGAGGGUGCAGAGAGGGAAGUUGAGAGUAGAGAAAAGGAAGAAGAAGAAGAGAUGACCCAGGUGCAAGAGUUCACAGCCUCAGGGGAGCUGGAGUGUGAUUCUAGCUUCCAACAUGCAGAUGACAAAGAAGAAGUAUUUUAAACUAUUGCACAAAUCAGCCAUCAAUCAGCACAAGGGGGUACGGGAAGAGAAACUAAGCCAAAAAUACAUUCAUUUUGCACAGUUGAGAGUUGUUUAAGCUUGUAAAAUAAAUGUAUUAGCAAUGUGUACAAUGUAUAUUUAAUGUGUGACUGAACUUAAUGUUGAAGCUGUGAAGGUUUGCAGAAGAAAAACAUGAAAGCACAUUGGAACAUGAGGGUUUUCCAUUAAAUUCAACGCAUUUUACCUCACUGAACACUUUAAUAAAGAUUAAUUGAUGCACUUCA